Messenger RNA from Dracunculus medinensis (Guinea worm), 423 nucleotides. The record is from the annotation of a GenBank genome assembly. NCBI's taxonomy places the organism in Eukaryota, Metazoa, Nematoda, Chromadorea, Rhabditida, Dracunculidae.
AUGACAGAAUCUGGAGUGAAUCCUAAAGCGUAUCCAUUGGCCGACACUGCAUUGUCGCAAAAAUUAUUGGACAUCGUGCAACAAGCUUAUAAUUAUAAACAGUUGAGGAAAGGAGCCAAUGAAGCGACAAAAACAUUAAAUCGUGGACUAUCUGAGUUGAUUAUUAUGGCUGCUGAUACGGAACCGUUGGAAAUUAUUCUUCAUCUUCCUUUGCUUUGCGAAGAUAAAAAUGUUCCGUACGUAUUCGUCCGUAGCAAGGCAAAUUUUCUUAUCUUUUCAUUUUUUCUCAAUUUUGCAGCUCUUGGUAGAGCUUGUGGCGUUACGAGGCCAGUUAUUGCUGCUUCAAUAACUCAGAAUGAAGGAUCUCAACUUAAAAGUCAGAUUGCUAAGAUUAAAGAAGAUGUGGAAAAGCUGUUGAUCUAA